AUGCAUGAAAGGUUGAUUUUUAUAGAUAAUAACCUUGAUAGCACUGAAUUUGAGAAGAAAUGCUUCACACGAAUCACAUUGGAAACGAUUGAGCCCGAGCAGAAGUUCGAGCGUGAUGAAGAAAUGAUUAUCAAGUUUGAAGUUUUGAUGGAGAGAGUAUUCAAAUCAGACGAGGCGCAAGAACAAGAGCCGGUGAUGAAAUAUGGUGGACAUAUUGAAUACAGUAUAGAUAAUUACCGUUUUGAGAUUUGUGCCAGUACCGAAACUUUCAGAGGGAUUUAUUUUGUUGUUAAGAGGAAAUUAAACGGAAUUUUCAACGCAGUAUUUUCCGUCAAAUUGAAACCCAUUUCAUUAAAUGAAAGAGAUAUGGAUAUUAUGACUGAUCUAUAUGGAGAAUUCAAAUUGAAUUGUCAUUAUAGGACUUUAAUAACAAAUCUUGAAGACAAAAAUAGACAGUUGGAGAAAGAUUUUGAAGAGAGUGUGAAAAGUAAAGACAUAUUUUGGAAAACAAACGAGAAUAUUAGGAAUAAUGUAGAAGAGAUAUUUAUUCCCAUGAUCAAUCAACAAAGAAAGAUUAGAAGAUUAAAUGACAAAUUGGGGAUAAAACAGAAUCUCAAUUUUUCCAGCAUCCGAUCAGAGCAAAUUAUAAAUUACCAAGAACCGAAUAAGAGCAUUCAGUUCGAUUUGACGAAAAUUGAAGAUAUAUCGCCAAAGAAGAAUAAAGGAUUGAAAACUGACCUGACAAAGCAUCCGUCCAGUCCAACAAAAUGCAAGAAGAAUCGGAAUUUUAAAAAGGAACGGAAAUUGUCUAUCUCGACUCAGGAAGAAGAACUGACCGACAAGGAUAGCGAUAAUGACGAUCUUUUUCCAUCUUUACAUCUAUCUAAUAAUCAGGAUGGAUCACGACAGAGUUCACUGCAAAGGAUGGACAGUAUGAUGAAACUGAAUGAAGAAUUGGACAAAGAGGAGGAUAAGAAGGAACUUUUCCACUCAAAUAGUUCAUAUUCCGAAAGCACUUCAGAAAAACGAGUUGAUUCAGGAGUAGAGGAUGCAAAUGAAACUGCAUCAGAUACGGAAACAGAUGUUGAUGAAGAACCUAACAAACUUUCGAGUAGUUGA
Brettanomyces bruxellensis is the source of this 1119-nucleotide messenger RNA. RefSeq lists its product as uncharacterized. The record is from RefSeq and is a predicted model, not a curated record. Lineage: Eukaryota; Fungi; Ascomycota; Pichiomycetes; Pichiales; Pichiaceae. The transcript has 4 exons. Bases 1 to 1119 code for a protein of 372 amino acids.